This is a messenger RNA of Tigriopus californicus, 6390 nucleotides long. Its product is annotated as voltage-dependent calcium channel type A subunit alpha-1-like. The annotation marks the transcript as partial. The record is from RefSeq and is a predicted model, not a curated record. The transcript has 30 exons. Gene Ontology annotation, biological process: calcium ion import across plasma membrane; chemical synaptic transmission. Gene Ontology annotation, cellular component: membrane; voltage-gated calcium channel complex. Gene Ontology annotation, molecular function: high voltage-gated calcium channel activity. Lineage: Eukaryota; Metazoa; Arthropoda; Copepoda; Harpacticoida; Harpacticidae.
AAGAAGAAACUAGGGCCGGAAAAGAAGGAAGGCCCCACUUCACUCUUCAUUCUGAGUGAAACCAAUUUCAUUCGACGGGCAACCAAAUUCCUUAUCGAAUGGCCGCCUUUUGAGUACACCGUCCUCCUCACCAUCAUUGCCAAUUGCGUUGUUCUGGCUGUGGAAAAGCCUCUUCCCAAUGGAGACAAGACUGAAUUGGCCAGACAACUGGAAGCCACCGAGUCGUACUUCUUGGGUAUUUUUACCGUGGAAACGAGCCUGAAAAUCUUAGCCCAAGGUUUUGUUCUCCAUCCGGGGAGUUACUUGAGAAAUAUGUGGAACAUUAUGGACUUCGUGGUAGUCGUUACAGGAUAUAUCACUAUCCUUACCCCGGAGGAUCCAACCAUGGCCGAAGAAGAGGAAGAUGAUGCCAGUGGUGUGGAUCUGAGAACAUUGAGAGCCAUUCGGGUUUUGAGACCUCUCAAGUUAGUGUCAGGGGUGCCAAGCUUGCAAGUUGUUUUGAAGUCCAUAUUUAAGGCGCUGGCGCCUUUGAUGCAAAUUGGGUUACUGGUCAUGUUCGCCAUUUUGAUAUUUGCCAUUAUUGGCUUGGAGUUUUACUCAGGAGCUCUUCACAAGACGUGUUAUAGCAUCGAGGACUUGGAUUCCAUGGUCAUGGAGGGGAGGAAGCAAGUCCCUUGCAAUGCAGACGGUCCAUCGGCUCCCCCCGGGAGCUUCAGCUGUGAUCCAGAGACAGCGAUCUGCCUCGAGAAAUGGGAGGGUCCAAACUACGGCAUUACCUCUUUUGAUAACAUCAUCUAUGCUAUGUUAACAGUGUUUCAGUGUGUCACCAUGGAGGGCUGGGUGCCCAUUCUAUAUUGGACCAACGAUGCCAUUGGUAGCUCCUUCAAUUGGGUCUACUUCGUACCUCUCAUUGUGAUUGGGUCAUUCUUCAUGUUGAAUCUCGUUCUGGGAGUUUUGAGCGGAGAGUUCAGUAAUGAGCGCACGCGAGUGGAGAGAAGAGAGACUUUCAGAAAGUUAAGAAUGAAGGAGAACUUCUCGAAAGCAUUUGAGGGCUAUUUUCAAUGGAUCAUCAGAGCAGAGGAAGUGAUCCUGAAUGAGGAUCGGACCACAGAGGAGGAACGCCGAUAUAUCAUGGAGGCUCGAAAGAGAGCUCUCCAAAAGAGAAAGAAAUUAAGAACCUUGGGAAAGAGCCGAAGCACCGACUCCGAGGACGAGGACGAAGAAGAAGAAGAACUGCUGAACAAGAAGAAGAAAGCUCCUGGUUUGGCAUUGAAGAAAAAGUUCAAGAAGAAUUCGGAUUUCUGGGUCUACGAGAAGAAAGCUCGCUUCUGGAUUCGCAAGACAGUGAAGAAGCAAUGGUUUUAUUGGUUUGUAAUUAUCCUGGUGUUACUGAACACGUGCUCGGUGGCCGUGGAACAUUACAACCAGCCUCACUGGCUCUCCGAGUUUCUUCAUACUACUGAGUUCGUGUUCCUGGGGCUAUUCAUCUUCGAGAUGUUUCUCCGCAUGUGGGCCCUGGGAUUGCGAAUCUACUUCGAGUCGUCGUUCAAUCGCUUCGAUUGUCUGGUUAUUUCGGGCAGCGUGUUCGAAGUGGUGUGGACUCAUUUCAAGCCCAAGGCCGGAUCCUUUGGCCUCUCUGUCCUUCGAGCCUUGAGACUUUUGAGAAUUUUUAAAGUGACAGUAUAUUGGUCUUCCUUGAGGAACUUGGUGGUCUCUUUGUUGAGCUCCAUGAAGUCCAUCAUCUCGCUGCUUCUGCUUUUGUUUCUUUUCAUUCUGAUCUUUGCCCUCUUGGGAAUGCAGCUCUUUGGAGGCACAUUCAACUUUCCAGAUGGAACACCACCCUCCAACUUUAACUCUUUUUCCAUUGCCAUGUUGACUGUGUUCCAAAUUCUCACCGGAGAGGAUUGGAACGAGGUCAUGUAUCACGGUAUUGAGUCCCAAGGUGGGGCUCAGGCUGGUCUCAUCUAUUCUUUGUACUUCAUCUUUCUGACCAUGUUUGGUAACUACACUCUUUUGAACGUGUUUUUGGCCAUUGCCGUGGACAGCUUGGGACAGGCUCAAGAGAUGACAGCCUUGCAAGAAAAAGAGAAGGAAGAUGAAGAGGCCAAGGAAGCGGCUUUAAGAGCGGCUUAUGGACCCAUCCCACCGGGCCCCAGAACAAGGGAUGGCCAUAAAAUGGAGAUUUCAGAGGAUGAACUGGCCAAGAUAAUUGCAGCUCAACGCGAAGAAGAAGAACGCCGGAAGGCUGAGGAAGCUGCGGCUGCGGCUGCCCGUGCUCUAACGGCUGAAGAAGAAGAAGAGCUUGCCAAUCGACCCCCACCCGUCCUGCCCUAUUCGUCCAUGUUCAUUUUUUCGUCCACGAAUAGCUUUCGCUGUGCUAUUCAUGCCGUCGUCACGUUUCCCCUCUUCGACGUAGUCAUCAUGCUGGUGAUCAUUGCCUCGUCCAUCGCUUUGGCUGCCGAAGACCCGGUCAACGCUGACAGUAAACGAAACAAGAAGCUCACCUACUUUGAUUAUGGGUUCACCUGUGUCUUUGGCAUUGAAGUCCUGUUAAAGAUUAUCGACUAUGGUGUGAUCUUACAUCCCGGAUCCUACCUUCGGGAGCUAUGGAAUGUCAUGGAUAUGCUAGUGGUGUCUUGCGCCAUCACCUCAUUUGCCAUGGACAUGCUUGGAAGUGCUGGUGGUGAGAAUCUGAGCACAAUGAAGUCCCUCCGAGUCCUGAGAGUAUUGCGUCCUUUGAAGACCAUCAAGCGUGUACCCAAACUCAAAGCAGUCUUCGAUUGCGUGAUCAACUCGUUAAAGAAUGUGUUCAAUAUCUUGGUGGUGUAUCUGUUGUUCCAUUUCAUUUUUGCCGUCAUCGCCGUGCAACUCUUCAACGGCAAGUUCUUCUAUUGUACCGAUGAAAGCAAGGAGGACGCGGAAGAAUGCCAGGGCGAAUACUUUGUGUAUACUGCAACUCUCGAGGGCCCUCCUUCAGUGACCCCGAGGCUUUGGCGAAGACAAAAGUUUCAUUACGACAAUGUUCCAACCGCCAUGCUCACUUUGUUUGCGGUCCAAACUACGGAAGGAUGGCCAGCUGUCCUUCAGCAAUCCAUGGCGGCUACUUUCGCUGACCAGGCGCCCAUUUCUCUUUUUCGGGUGGAAAUGUCCAUCUUCUACAUCGUCUACUUCAUUGUUUUCCCUUUCUUCUUUGUCAACAUCUUCGUGGCCUUAAUUAUCAUUACCUUUCAAGAGCAAGGAGAGUCCGAGUUGGAAGAAGCCGAGAUUGACAAAAAUCAAAAAUCCUGCAUCGACUUUGCUAUCAAUGCAACGCCUUUGGAAAGAUACAUGCCUGAAGAGCGGGUUGGAUUCAAAUAUCGUUUGUGGCGGAUUGUCGAAUCCACACCCUUUGAGUACUUCAUCAUGACCCUCAUCGUCUUGAACACCAUUCUGCUAAUGAUGAAGUACCAUGGUGCCCCACCUCUACUCACCGACAUUCUCAGCUACAUGAAUCUUACCUUCACCUUGUGUUUCUCGGUCGAAUGUGUUCUCAAACUCAUCUCGUAUGGUCCGACGAGCUACUUCAAGGAUUCCUGGAACAUUUUUGACUUUGUCACGGUUGUUGGCAGCAUCGUGGAUGCUCUUAUGGUUGAAUUUGCUAAAAACUUUAUCAAUGUUGGAUUUUUGCGUCUCUUUCGAGCUGCACGACUAGUAAAGCUGUUAAGGCAAGGCUACACGAUUCGGAUUCUCCUUUGGACGUUCGUCCAAUCCUUCAAAGCAUUGCCUUAUGUCAUCUUACUGAUUGCCAUGCUGUUCUUCAUCUAUGCCAUCAUUGGCAUGCAGGUAUUUGGUAACAUACAAUUCAACGCAGACACAGAGUACAACCGGCACGUCAACUUUCAAACCUUUGGUGCCGGACUGAUGGUCUUGUUUCGAUGCGCCACUGGAGAAGCCUGGCCGAGCAUCAUGUUGGCUUGUGAGGCGGGUAGCCCGUGCGAUCCAGCCUCCUACAAGGUCAAUGAAACUACGGGCAAGGUCAUCGAUCCAGAUAAGACCUGUGGAUCGCCGUUUUCGUACACCUACUUCGUGUCCUUCAUAUUCUUGUGCAGUUUUUUGAUGCUCAACUUGUUCGUGGCUGUCAUCAUGGACAACUUUGAUUAUCUCACCCGCGAUUCAUCCAUCCUUGGAGCACAUCAUUUGGACGAGUUUAUUCGAAUUUGGGCCGAAUACGAUCCGAGUGCAGAGGGACGGAUAUACUAUACGGAAAUGUAUGAUAUGCUGAAAAACAUGGAUCCACCUCUGGGAUUUGGGUCCAAGUGUCCAGAUCGUUUGGCAUUUAAGAAACUGAUCCGAAUGAAUCAACCCAUUGACGAUGAAGGAAUGGUUCAUUUUACCACCACGUUGUUUUCCCUGAUUCGCGAAAACUUGAGCAUCAAAAUGCGAGCGGCUGAGGAGAUGGAUCAAGCCGAUCUUGAGCUCAGGGCCACAAUCAUUAAAGUUUGGCCUUAUGAGGGCAAGGAAAAAAUUGACCUUCUUGUUCCUCCUCGAGAAGAAAUUGGACGGGGUCGUUUGACGGUCGGUAAGAUUUACGGCGGAUUACUCAUCCUGGAGAAUUGGAAAGCCACGAAAUUUGGCAAGAUCCCCAUCUCCGAUGCACAGAAAGGCUCGCUACUCCAACGAAUUAUGGGUCUAAGUAUACCUCACGUGAGAGAAGAUGAUCUGGCUGGGUUCUCCAAUGGUAGAAAAAAGGCUCCUCCAGUUGCCAAACCAGUAAUCAUGGACAAUGACUCUCUUCGAUCAUCCUAUAAUGAUUCCCCUAUUCAUUCACCUGAUGCCAAUGAAUACUUUGGGAAAUGGGAUAGCCGAACUCCAAGCCCUCGAACGCCCAUCAUGGAUGGGAUGCCAAUGCCAGGGCACAUGUUCAAUGCGAAAUGGAGGAACAGGAAUCAUGUUCCAUUGCCGCGAGAACAACCUCCAGUUCAAGAUAAUUGGUAUCGUGACGAUUGGUUCAACAAACAGGAGCAAUGGCAAAUGGACGACCCGUACGCAGCUCAGUCUCGAAGCUAUCAGUAUCAUCGAGAUGCGGAUGAUCGUCAAAUCACUCGGUUUAGGAGUCCCUCUCCGGAGCGUUCCAGGUGGACAAGUAGUCGUGAUCAAGUUCCUUGUCAAAACCGAUCUUUAGAUCGAGGAAUGGGUGGCUUCCAAGAAGGGGCAAAAGUGUCUUUCAAUCUCGAUCUUAACCGGGAAUUACCUCCUCCGCCCUCCCCUUUCGACAAUUUUGGGAAUCAGCAAUCCCAAGGGUUUUCUAGCCUCUCUUCGCGAGCCACGGCUGCGUUUCGGGCGGCCGCCGGAUUCUCCCGCAAUAGCAGUGGAAGACGGCUACCUCAGCCUCCACCCGAAGUUCAAAAGGCUAUGCCCAUGCCUCUUCCUGUCACCCCUCUUCCUCAAAAUAUCAAACCGGAGCGGUUGAGCACCAGAAACCGUCGUCUACCCAUGAUACCCUCUGAUCAUGUCAAUGGCGGGACCAUGGCUCACAAUCAUUCCGGAUACAACCAAUCCAUAACCAAUUCCAUCUUUGGCCUGGCGAAGAAACUCACCAAUAGCUCCAGAGACUCCAAUGGGAUUAACUCAAGGCAUAGAAUUAUGGACCAACAUGACCACAAUUUCUCUAUGGGACCAAACCAACUCAGAAACUCCACUUCCUUUAAUAACCAGUUUGGCGUUCGGAGUCGACCUGGCCGUGGCGCAAUACUGCCCACCGUGCCCACGGCUGAGGUCAUGCCGGGCAGGCGUACUCUGCCCGAUCGAGGGGUGGCUUUAGGGCGCUCACAAGAUGUGGAAGUAUUGCCCCCAUUGUCCAGAACGCCAUCUAUGCAACAUCACACGAUCCUGGAAGUGGGGCGUGGGGUGAGGAAGUUGCCUGUGCCUUUGGUUAAAACAAGCUCUCGAUCCAAUGGUGGUGGUCCUUUUGAACAUAUGAUUUUCAAUCGGAGUUUGGACGAGACUACCGAUAGUGCCAACCCAAUGUCUAGCGAGUGGACUUGACAUAUACUAUGUGUUAUGCUGAUUUAAUAUUGCUGUACCAAUCUCAGUGGAACGUUGGACUUGUUGCUUCCUAUGGAAGGGACCUAAAUGUGCUUGAUGUGCUUUGUAGUGUUUUUGAGAAGAACAACGAUAGCAAUAAUAAAGAGCACUAACCCGAUUGUUAUGAGUUAAAAAGGCCGAACAGUUGGAUGCAAUAACUUUAUUGGGAAUCUUAGGCAGCUGUGGUCAGUUGACAACAUUGAAGUCCAUGCCAUUUCUCGGUGCCGCAGUCGUCUUUAUAUCCAGAUCCGCAUCGACCAAAAGCAGCCUCAUCGCGACGAUUGCAUUGGAUCUUCUCGCCAUGGUAUCCAUAUAUCCAAUAGCACG